AUGAAGAAUAAGGAAGACCAGAUGUGGACGGUAGACGAGCUACUGACAGCAUUUGAUACGGUUAUCGACAGGCUGCAGUUAGUCGAAGACGCCGAUCCCACACCUUAUGCCAUUUACAACGCCGAUUCUACAGUCCGUCAAGCUUCUUCUUCCCCGCAUAGAGGUUUGGAUGAUCGAACUCGAGCUUCAUUACGUGUGCAAUCGACAUGCCGAGCGACACUUGCCGAAGAGGUGGGGCAACAUGCUGUGGACGAGUUGAUAGUAUUAAAAACCAAAGUGGCCCCAUCAUCGGAUUUCAUUGAAAAGCUCAAUUCCUUGUUUGGCUUGGUGAAGAAAACUGAUGUUGCAGUAAUUCAACCAUUAUGCGCAGCCGCCUAUGAGGAUUCCCACGUUCCAACAGCAAAUGAUCCUCCAAGGUUGAGGAGAAAUGGUCAAGUCGUUGCAGCAGCAUAA
Molecule: messenger RNA, 453 nt
Organism: Cylicocyclus nassatus
Lineage: Eukaryota; Metazoa; Nematoda; Chromadorea; Rhabditida; Strongylidae
Source: the annotation of a GenBank genome assembly